AUGGCAGAAGUUAUCGGUAUUAUUGCUAGUGUCAUAACUAUCGUCAACCUGGCGAAACCCACUACCAAGUUUGUCAAAGCGUUAUACAAAAUCGCCAAAGAUGAUGGUUCGAUGGAGCAUGAGAUCUUGUCUGUUGCGGAGCACAUUGAAUCUGCAUACGAAACUAUUGAGCUCGCACGACUUCGGCUCAAAGACAACUGUGAUAGGAUCAAAGAAAUGAAAUAUCCAACUUCAAGAGUUGCAAAGUACAUUGCGAGAGGCAAUCUGAAAGACUCAAUUCGGAAACUCACAGAAUAUUUCGAGUGGCAGUUAGCGAAGGCAGAGAAGAGUUUAAUAAAUUCUAGGUCAAGCAAUUUCCGGAUUGUGAACGGGAUGAAAUGGUACCUUUGGACGAACAUAGAAAUGACUACGAUUUUUACCACGUUGGACAGGGUCGUCAUGUACCUCUCCAUCAUGGGUCCUAUACUAGAGCUGGAGAUUACAACGUAUCUCAUGGAUCGGGCAGAAGGCGAGAUAGCUCAAUUGUUGGCAGUGCAGAUUCAUUCCCUACGAGAUCAGCUUGAACAUAUAGAGAGGACUAUUAAGAAAUCUGUCAGCAGUAAGCGGUUACAGAAGAACCAUGGGAAAGAUUUCAUUCUAGAAUUCGACGAUUGUGCACCGCUACUCGUCGGCUUAUCAGAAAGCAUGCGCCGUACUGGAACUGUUCCUAGCGACAAAAGGGCACGGAAGCAUGGUGAACGGAGAAGACGACGUAGGCACACAGCAGAUCAAUCGUCCACGGGUAGUAGUGAUUCUCUCCCAACAUCAACAUCUGGGUCAUCACAGCAGACUGCUAGUUCCACCGACUGUUCAUCGGUUCAGACAAUGCCUAUACUCACUGUACAAAUGUCUCGUUCACAUCAUGUGCCACCGAUACCGCAGUUUCCAUCUUUUCCGCGGUCGCGCCAGACGCCUCAGUCGCCUCGUAUGACCGAGAUAGCCCAGGCGCCAGAGGCGACUCAAACUCCUACAAGUGAUCGGUAUAUAGAUAUCGGAUCAUCGAUUGGAGGAGGAUGGAUAAAAGAUCCCGGAGAACCGAAUGCGCCACCUCACAAAAUCAACUCAAUAAUGGAUCCCCGCGUACCCGACAACUACAUCUCAUUUGUAAGGGCGGAGGAACUCCGUUUACAAAUAAAGGAGCUGGAACAAGAUGAUGCUCAUCACCCAUCACAAUCAACAGAAACCAAUAAUCGUGCGGGUCGAGUCAUAGGAAAGGUUUCGGGUAUAGAAUGGCGACAAAAGAGGAAUUCGAAACCUAUCAUGGUGGACUUUUGGGUAACAACGCUGCAUCCCAGCAGGAUGAAUGAACAGCUGGUAUUUGGGACCGAGUUUGAAAAGAGGCUUCAAAGAAUUGCUGGGAUGGAGAGAUAG
Fusarium venenatum is the source of this 1410-nucleotide messenger RNA. RefSeq lists its product as uncharacterized. The record is from RefSeq and is a predicted model, not a curated record. NCBI's taxonomy places the organism in Eukaryota, Fungi, Ascomycota, Sordariomycetes, Hypocreales, Nectriaceae.